AUGGCCGGUGGCGUGCAUAACAAACGCCACCCAUCGGGGCCAGCCUUGGCGAAAACAAACGAAGGGGGAGAAAGCAGAUCGGCGCCGGCGGCGACUGCGCUGAUACGUACUAUCCACAGGCCGACUCGGAGCGUGGGUGUUGUCUUCCACCGGAGCAUAUACACACAUAAAUAUGGGGCGCCUGAGCUUCUACCAAAUCACGUCAAUUUCGCUGGACGCCAUUUGCCAGUGCACAUCCUCAUGUCGAUGAAGAUCACCGAUGUCAAUAUGGAAACAGACGCGCUAGCAAAUCACAUCAAUCUCUUGCCAAUGCAUAGCCUGAACAGCUCGAUGAAGGCCACCGAUGUCAAUAUGGAAAUAGAGGCGCUAGCAAAUCACAUCCGUCUCACACGAAGAGGAGAGGGGGAGGGUACGGAUGUGGGGAACAAGAAGACCAAGAAGAAGAUUUUCCGUGUGCCCCAGGAGGAGCUGGAUGACAUACUUUCGUUUCAGCUGCCGCCCGCUUGGCCGUCUCUGGGUAAACGCUGUCCGUCACUCGUUGGCGAGUUGGAGAAGAUGAAGGAAAGCUUUUUGGCCGAGCGGGAGAAGAUGAGGCGAGAGUACCAGAUCAUGGGCUACGCCACGUAUGAAGCAGAGGUCACCGAUGAUGAUGAUGAUGAGGAAGACACAUUGGUGGCGAUUCCAGCGGCGACAUCUUUUCACGGGGAGAAGGACGAUGCAGCAGCUACAUCUUCUCCUUGGAUUAUUCCACGGGGAAGAGGCCGAAAAAGAUUUCGCCCGGGAGUUGUCAAGCAAGCAAGUGGCGUUAAGAAAAUAACUUAGGCCUGUUGGAUUAGUUUUAGUUGUUGGAUUAGUUUUAGUUUUAGUUUUUUGGUGUGUUUCAUUUUUUGGUGUGUUUUAGUUUUAGUUGUUGGAUUAGUUGUACCGCAGUUUAUGGUACUGUAUUCUGUCAUGUAGUAUAACUUAGGCCUAGACUGUGCAGUGAUGUGUACACUGAUCUUAACUGACGUGCAAUCCAUGUAUUAGGGUGAUUGUUGCUGUGAGGGUU
Molecule: messenger RNA, 1048 nt
Organism: Triticum aestivum (bread wheat)
Lineage: Eukaryota; Viridiplantae; Streptophyta; Magnoliopsida; Poales; Poaceae
Exons: 3
Coding region: 1-822 (273 amino acids)
Source: RefSeq, a predicted model, not a curated record